AACGUGCUGGAAAACAGUGAACCACAAUUCAAAAAUUCCAGAGAAAAUAAUUUCUAUAUAAACUUAAAAUGUGUUGGUAGAGAAUGAGCCACUCGCCGAGUUGAAGAGAAGCAACAAUCCAAAGGCCCAGUUGCUCGGAGGCAGAGCACCAGCAAUUUCUAUCGAGGACUACAGCCCCGAAUGAACAACAUCAUUUUCAGUUAUCGGCAAGCUUUUUGCUUUUGACUCAGGCUCUGUCAAUCAUUUCAGAUAGAUCGUGCAAAUGUUAAGUACUGGACUGUGAGCUUUGAUUUACAUUAAUCAUUGGAUUCAUAGCAUGAAUUCAAUAGAAAACGGUGAACAAAAUAAGGAGAGAGAAGGGAGAAUGUCUCUAUCUCUUUCUAACUCUAUCCCCUUGUUAACGCCCUAUCAAUUGGGUCCUUUCACUUUGUCUCACAGAGUGGUUUUAGCACCUUUAACAAGACAAAGAUCUUAUGAUUGCAUGCCCCAGGCGCAUGCAAUUCUUUACUACUCCCAAAGAGCAAGCCCUGGAGGUCUCCUUAUUGCAGAAGCCACUGGUGUCUCUCCUACUGCACAAGGGUAUCCGAAUACACCUGGAAUAUGGAGCGAGGAGCAGGUGGAGGCAUGGAAGCCUAUUGUGAAAUCUGUGCACGAUAAAGGAGCUGUUUUCUUCUGUCAAAUUUGGCACACUGGAAGGGCUUCACACGUGGAGUAUCAGCCCAAUGGGCAAACUCCCGUCUCCUCAACAAACAAAAGUAUAUCAGGACAAACUCUCCGAGCCAAUGGAAAGGAUCUUGUACAAUUUUCUCCUCCUCGAGCUCUCACAACAGACGAAAUACCACAAAUUGUUGACGACUUCUGCAUUGCUGCCAGAAAUGCCAGGGCUGCAGGUUUUGACGGUGUUGAAAUUCAUGGGGCUCAUGGAUAUCUCAUUGACCAAUUUCUGAAAGACAGCAUAAAUGACCGCUCUGAUUGUUAUGGUGGUACACUAGAAAACUGUUGCAGAUUUGCUCUCGAGGUUGUUGAGGCAGUGGCAAAUGAAAUUGGAGCUGAUAGAGUUGGGAUCCGAUUAUCUCCAUUUGCAUCUUAUUUAGAAUCUAGCGACUCAAAUCCUGAGGCACUGGGACUUUACAUGGCAGAGGCACUAAAUAAAUACAACAUCUUGUAUGCCCAUUAUGUAGAACCCAGAAUGGUAACUGUAGGAGAGUCUUUCCCCACAGAAAAAAGCCUUCUCCCAAUGAGGAAGGCAUUCAAGGGAUCAUUUCUGGUUGCAGGAGGUUAUAAUAGAGAAGAUGGCAAUGCAGCAAUUGAUAGUGGUAAAGCUGAUCUUGUAGUUUAUGGUAGACUUUUCCUGGCGAAUCCAGAUUUGCCUAGAAGGUUUGAGUUGAAUGCUACUGUCAACAAAUAUAACAGGGAAACUUUCUACAUUCCUGAUCCUGUUAUUGGCUACACAGACUACCCAUUUUUGUAGCUUCAUACAAAACUCUAAAACCCACCAUAUGUUCACUGAUAUAAUUUCAGAUAAAACAUAUCCAUGGGAAAUAAUUAUUUUUUCUUAGCGUUUAUCUAA
Cryptomeria japonica (Japanese cedar) is the source of this 1570-nucleotide messenger RNA. RefSeq names its product putative 12-oxophytodienoate reductase 11. Lineage: Eukaryota; Viridiplantae; Streptophyta; Pinopsida; Cupressales; Cupressaceae. The record is from RefSeq and is a predicted model, not a curated record. The transcript has 7 exons. Gene Ontology annotation, molecular function: oxidoreductase activity; FMN binding. Bases 317 to 1471 code for a protein of 384 amino acids.